AUGCACCCCUCUAUUGCUUUACAGGCUGCGGAACGCGAAAUCGAGGAAGAGGAGGGGCGUGUUCCGCGCGAGUUUCCGACCCUACCACCACCAUUCUUGCAUUUCGCGCCUCGUUGGCACCAGAAACGACGAACAAUGACAGGAGUGCUGGCUGGAUACUUUGACCAGCCGCCGCGCAACGCGCCACUCCCCAUCCUUCCCGGAGCACAUGCCCUGUUGACGAGGACGGCAGCGCCCGCUGUCUCUGAAGAAGAUUUAGUGCUACUGGAGAAAGAGAGGCGGAGACUAGAGGCGCUCGAACUCAAGCGUGCGCGCCCAGGGGGCGGCAAGCCGAAGAGGCUCGACUUUGAUUCAGUGGAUGACGUCGUUGUAGGAGACGUCAAGCGCAUACAUGAUCGCUCAUCAAUACGUUCAGACUCUCCUUCGACAGAUACACGUCUUCCAUCUGUCGAUUCCACUCCCCCCCUCACCCCCGCAACCACGCCGUCAAUUUUGUCCGGUCAGGACGAUGUCAGAGUGCAUGUAGAGAAGAAGCAGACAGGAUUGUCAAAGGGUGGUCGUCCCAGUAACACAAAACCGAGCACAAACAAGUCAAGCACUGUAGCUGCUACGUCGGCCAAGGACGCGUCGGAUAAUCGUCGCGGACGUAAGAGGAAGCACUCAGAAACGGAGAAACCUAUGCAGCGUCCACGGGAGGUCAGAGAUACGUCGGAAGGUGCUCGUCAGCGACGAAAGUCGCGCCCUGGUUGGAAAGGCUGGGUGGAGGUGGAAGGUUCACCAGAGCCAAAGCCCAAUCUUAUUAACCUCGAUGUCCCUGUUGAAACUCUGGAGAAUAGGACACGCUCGGGCAGAGUGCCAUCGAAUCUCCCACCAGUAGCUCCCCGCAGAUCCAAGGCAUCCACAAAAAAUUCCGUUCGGACGGAUUCGGAAACAUUGGCACCCUCUUCGACCGCCACUCCGGCUCCUGCAGAUUCUGCGCCCCUAGGUGAUUUGACUAGCAAUCCACCCAGGGUCGCGGACACAGCAGAAGUCUGA
Molecule: messenger RNA, 1035 nt
Organism: Serendipita indica DSM 11827
Lineage: Eukaryota; Fungi; Basidiomycota; Agaricomycetes; Sebacinales; Serendipitaceae
Source: the annotation of a GenBank genome assembly